Messenger RNA from Anneissia japonica, 4317 nucleotides. RefSeq names its product neurogenic locus notch homolog protein 1-like. The transcript has 38 exons. The record is from RefSeq and is a predicted model, not a curated record. Gene Ontology annotation, molecular function: calcium ion binding; protein binding; peptidase inhibitor activity. Gene Ontology annotation, cellular component: plasma membrane; protein-containing complex; extracellular region. The coding region runs from base 13 to 4317 and encodes 1434 amino acids. Gene Ontology annotation, biological process: establishment or maintenance of epithelial cell apical/basal polarity; heterophilic cell-cell adhesion. Lineage: Eukaryota; Metazoa; Echinodermata; Crinoidea; Comatulida; Comatulidae.
UCCAACAUUUUUAUGAAUGAAGACAUGCGCAAGAACUCGAAUGGCCAUGAAGCGGUAAGGCAGGGGCGCCGCCAACACAGCCUUAACAUCUGCGCUGGUUCAAGCCGCUCUUCGUUCAAGUUUCGUACUUGUCUUGAUUCUGGAUGGAGCUGUACUGAGUUUAUAUGCUCAGAUCCUUGUUUUUCAUCUCCGUGCAUGAAUGGUGGGUUGUGUUCAAAGAUGGGUGAUUACUACCAGUGUCUGUGCCCGCGGCACUACACAGGAACAGAAUGCCAAACUCAAGUAUCCGACGAUGCCUGCUACGAUGGAUAUGAAGUGAUAUUAUAUAAUGGCAAAACCUUUUUUAAUGACAUCUGUCAGCAGACGUGUGAGUGUAAAGAUGGUGUGAUAACAUGUGAUCCCACCGAUUCGUGCCCGGAACCUGCGUGUACCAAUCCUGUGUACCUCCCGAAUCGAUGCUGUCCGGUCUGCUGGCCUGCAGAAAAAGAUGGAUUUUGUCCAAAAACGUCUUUCUCUGAUAUUGGAACAUGCGAGGAAACAUGUCGGCACGAUGAUAAUUGUACCGGUGACCAGAAAUGCUGCUUCAACGGCUGUGGGUUAUCGUGCACGGAUCCACAAUCAGAACCAACAACUUUAUGUGAGCGAUCUCCUUGCCAGAACGGAGGAACUUGUAUUGACAUUUUGUCAACUGUGAUUAUGUGCCAGUGUUCUCCGGGUUUUCAUGGAAAUCAUUGUGAAAUACCAGAUGGACAGCCUUGUUACUAUAAUGACGAAUUUUACAGGGAUGGACAAAUGGAACAAUUCUACCAAUAUUGUUAUAACUGGUAUGUAUCUAGAUCUAGAUUAAAUUGUACAUACCUUGGAACACAACUUCGGGACGGAGAAUCGUUUCACGAAACCUGUAAUUUUUGCGUUUGCAAAGAAGGAGAAGUACAUUGCGAUGGUUCCUUGUGUGAUGAAGAGAAACCUGGGACUUGUCCAGAUCAAAACGGUGAAGUUGGAACUUGUGUUACCGAAUGCAGGCUUGAUACGGAGUGUCCGGGAUUAGAAAAAUGUUGUAGUAAUGGAUGUGCGGAUGUCUGUCGUUUACCACAAGAACAAAAUAAUCCAUCAUCCUGUUACUUCGAAGACGACUGGCAUGCAGAAGGUCAAAUAUUUCAUGCUGGCUGUGGCAGCUGCUUUUGUACAAACGGAUCAGUUGUUUGUAGAACGCCAAUAUGCCCGCUGGCUGAUUGUUAUGACCCAGUGUAUGUUAAAUCCGAAUGCUGCCCUGUUUGUAUUGAAGAUUUCACCCAUCCCGGAGAAUGUCCCAGUGUCCCUACUACUACUACUACUACUACUACUACAACUUAUUCGCCAACUUCAUGUGAUUUUGAUUGUUCCCACGACUAUGACUGUAACUCAACUGCAAGGUGUUGCUCGACAGGUUGUGGAUCGAGUUGCAUGGUAGCAGUGGCAUUAGAUCACGAAGGAAUGUGUCCCUUUUUGGCCAACGAUGGUCUUGUAUACACCCAUGAAACAGAAUGCCAGAUAGAUGACCACUGUGCACCAAAUGAAAAGUGUUGCUAUGAUUUAUAUGGAACAAAAGUCUGUUUGGAAUCUAUACCAGAAGAUUCAAUAAUUUGUGAAGAUAAACCAUGUAAGAACGGCGGGACUUGUGAAGGCUCAUUUAGAGAGCUCUGGAUUUACCAGUGUCACUGCACAGAUGGUUACGCAGGAAUCUACUGCGAAGACCUAGUCGCUGAUCGUUGCCACGUGGCUGUCAACCCAUGCUCGAAUGGAGGAACUUGUACUGGUAACCCGGGAUAUCCAUGUGAAUGCGUAUUGGGAUAUACAGGCCCGUUUUGUAACGAGAGUUGUGAUGCAAGUAUCUGUCAGAAUGGAGGAAAAUGUACUGGUUAUGAUUAUUAUCCCUGUUAUUGUGAUUUCGGAUUCGCUGGUUCUUUUUGUGAAAAAGCUGUGUGUGACCCAAAUCCUUGUCAAAACGGCGGUACUUGUACAGGAAUUGAUUGGUUACCAUGUUUAUGUACAUAUGGUUUUGGUGGAUUUCAUUGCGACGAAAACGACCCCUGCGCUUCGAGUCUAUGCAUGAACGGCGGCAGCUGUAUAGUACAUGGCUUCGGUCCUUAUGGAGAUGUUUUUAACUCUACUGAUGACGCUGGUGAUUUGUACUGUUAUUGCCUUCCAGGAUUUGGAGGCGAUUUUUGCGAAACUGAUUUGUGUUCCCCGAAUCCAUGUCAAAAUGGAGGUACUUGCUUAGGAUAUGAAACCCUACUAUGUUACUGUCCAUACGGCUAUUCCGGAGACAAUUGUGAAGAAGAGGAUAUCUGUGUUUCGGAACCGUGUAUGAACGGCGGCUACUGUAUUGGGUAUUCAAGCUAUUUUAAUAGUACUUCUGAUGCUCCUUGUCUUUGCAGUUCUGGAUAUGGAGGCGCCUUUUGUGAGGAAGAUUUGUGUGACCCCAAUCCGUGUCAAAAUGGUGGAAGUUGUUUGGGACUUUCUUAUUGGAUGUGUAUCUGCCUUCCUGGUUUCGGUGGAGAUUAUUGCGAUGAAGAGCGUCAAUAUAGCUCGAAUUGGACUUUCAGUCCUUUGGAAUAUUCUGAGUCACGGGUUACUGGGUAUUAUUCAUCGGAUACUACAGAUUGGCCACCAAUGGUCUCUAAACAGGAUAGUACUUUUUAUGAGGACCCGUGCGAAUGUAACCCUUGUUUAAACGGUGGCACGUGUGAAAAUAUCGGCUACUACUACCAGUACUUUCCGUUUUACUGUGAAUGCCUUCCUGGCUUUGAUGGCACUACCUGCGAAAAAGACAUCAGGUGUGACCAUAAUCUUUGUAGCAACGGAGGGACAUGCGUGAGGUACGAAGAAUAUGACUAUAGUGUUUGUUUUUGUCCUAAGGAAGUGGCAGGAGAAUUUUGCGAAUACGCACCAUGUAGCGGUAUACCAUGUCUGAAUGGCGGAACUUGUCGCCCCUUCCAUGGUGAAACCUACAUCUGUACUUGCCCUCCAGGUACAUCCGGGGAUAACUGUCAAUUCCAUGAUGCAGCCGUUUGUGCUGAAUCACCUUGUAAGAAUUUUGGAAGCUGUAUGGAAUUUCAAGAAGCUGCCGAUUGUUCAUGCGUUCCUGGUUUUACUGGAAAGUUCUGUGAGAUCGCCGUCAAGGAGACUGUGUGUUCAGACGGAACACCUCCAGAUACCUGCUUCUUUGACCCAUGUCAUGUGGCUAGGUGUCCGAAGAACCCCAAUGCUCACUGCGCGUCUAACUACUGCGGAUGUAUCGCAGAAUUCUACGAUGAAGAUGGCAAUAUGGUUGACUGUCAUGACUGCCCAUUUGGAGACAUGGUGACGUGCGUGAUAGACCCUUGCACCGUCAUGACUUGCGCCAAAUACCCAACUGCUGAGUGUCAAGUAAACUACUGCGGGGAAUGCAAAGCAGAAUUUUUCGAUGACCAAGGGAAUCAAAUGAAUUGCGAAACUACUUGCCUGUAUAAAGGACAGAAUUACAACAAACAGGAUCGACGAGAUCACGAAGAUGCGUGCAACACUUGUGUCUGUUUGAAAGAUGGAACGUGGGCUUGUACAGAAAAAGCAUGUCCAGAUAACACUAUUCUUCAGUUGGGUUUCAGUUUAGAUUUGGAUUUCGAUCGUAUCGAGAACAACCAAGAAGAAUUUAAAAAUGAGAUUAAAAACACGUUGGCAUCAAAAUUUCGAGUCCCUAAAGAAAAUAUCAAAGACGUACAGUUACGUAGGGGCAGUGUUAUUGUUGAGUUUAAACUUGUCGAUGAUGAUAACAUUGAUGCUGAGGCAGUGGCUGACCAAAUGGUCGAAGAGCUUGAUUCUGGGAAUGUGGAAUUCGUAUAUGCCAACCAAAGCAUUCCUGUCAUUAAAGGAAGUGUUCAGGAACCACGAGUAAUUAAACCGGAGGAUACACCAAAAGACGAGAACGAUCAUGUGAAGAUUGGCAUCAUUGCGGCUAGUGUUAUUAUUGUCGUGGUUGGUGCGGCUAUUGUCAUCGCACUCAUCGUGCACUUCAAAAAAAGAACAAAGAAUGUAGAUCAUCAAGAUACCACGAUCCUAAGACCGGUGGACAACACCUACACUGGUUUGGAUAAAGGAGUGGACAACACCUACACUGGUUUGGAUAAAGGAGUGGACAACACCUACACUGGUUUGGAUAAAGGAGGCAUGAAUGCACAACAGAUUUCUGCCAAUGUUAUUUACGACAAUAAGAGCGGCGCUACCAUCCAAGGCACAAACAACCCCACUAUUUUAACUGUAGCAAUAAAGGAAAGAGAGAAAAAAACUAAAACUACCUGA